AGCUUAUUCAGGCCUGACAGUCCCUUUAGUUAUUACUAUAUCUAGUCAGAACAUCAAUUUUCGUUGGGCGGUAAAAACAGGGGUGUAAUGUAGCAGUUAUGUGUAGUGCUGGCUAGUCUUGUUGCAGUUUGCAUGGAGAUGGUGGCGGGCGUGGGAGCGGAGUUGUUGGUGGAGGCGACAUUGUUCUGUCGUGCGGCGAGUUGUGCGACAGAAGUUGCGAAGGCAUUAGUUCUUGUUUGUGCAUGUGCGAAACCUUCUAUUACUGGUCAGAGUGUGGUUGCUGCGUCGGCAGUGUGUCGCUGUGGCGCUGGAAUGGUGUUGCUAAUGGCGUUUAUUGUCGUGCCGUUAUUAGAGCCGUGUGUCACGUGGGCAGUGGUAUUUGUUACGGGGCUGAGAUUAGCAGAUGUUGUGCUUCGCAAAGGUGUGCUUGUUGCUGCAGGCGUCUGUCUGUCUUGGUGUAAUGGCAUCACGUGUGCUGUAGUCACGGCAGGUGUAGCUGUUGUUGGGGUAACAGUGGGAGUGGUUUCGGAAGGCUGUUGGGAUGACCUGCUUUGCGAAGUGACCGUCUUCGUGACAAAGACAUCGGGGGAUGUUCCAAACGAUGUGCCACGUGGGGGGGUGGAUGUGUUGGCGGAGAUGGUGGGAUUACUGACAAGCGAUCUAUUGCAAGAACAUGCGGAGCAGCAGAUUGGCUUUGUUGAGUGGGAGGCUGUGCUCGAAGCACCUUUGAGCGGUCGCAGCAAUAUGCGUGGUGUAUUGAGCAUAGGGGAUGGUUAUGAGUGGUAAUGAGAGCAUAAGCUGGGUUAUCUUUUCUGGGUAGUGUGCAUGCUCAUCAUGACUGAUCUUGUUGCUGCGGAUUCGAGGGGGGUCUUAUUCUAGCCUGGAGUAUAAGCCUGGUUAUACGAGUGGUGUAAAGUUGGGUAGCGUUUUGUCUGCAAACCCCUAGAUUAAGGCAGCAUGCGUACUACGAGGAGCGUAGGUUGCCUUAUGGAUCGUUUCUAGUGUGGGGCCAAGUAAGCGUUGGGUAGCGUUCAUUAAAUAACUAAUCUAAGCACGGUUGGAGCAGGAUGAGUAACAGUCAUUAGAACAUGAGUUAAUAUGAAUGCAUAGUGUAUAGCAUGGAAGAUUUCAAGUGAAUCCGGGAUGGAUUUACAGGACUUGAGAAUGAAUAACCGAAGAUUCG
Messenger RNA from Chara braunii, 1183 nucleotides. Lineage: Eukaryota; Viridiplantae; Streptophyta; Charophyceae; Charales; Characeae. The record is from the annotation of a GenBank genome assembly.